Messenger RNA from Canis lupus familiaris (dog), 2225 nucleotides. It is a transcript of the gene KRT3, whose product is annotated as keratin 3. NCBI's taxonomy places the organism in Eukaryota, Metazoa, Chordata, Mammalia, Carnivora, Canidae. Gene Ontology annotation, molecular function: structural constituent of skin epidermis. Gene Ontology annotation, biological process: keratinization; intermediate filament organization. Gene Ontology annotation, cellular component: keratin filament. The record is from RefSeq.
CUCUUCCUCUGACUCUCAGUGUCCUGCUUAACUCUUGUGCUCUUCUUUCAUCAAGCUCUCUCACCAUGAACAGACAAGUCUGCAAGACAUCUGGUGGCGGCAGCCAGGGCUUCUCGGGCCGCUCCGCCGUGGUCUCAGGCAGCAGCAGGAUGAGCAGUGUGGCCCGCUCCGGGGGAGCCAGUGGAGGGGCCUGCGGGUUCCGGGGUGGAGCGGGAGGCUUCGGCAGUCGCAGCCUCUACAGCCUGGGUGGCAACAAGAGCAUCUCCAUCAGCGUGGCUGGUGGCUCCCGGGCUGGUGGCUUUGGGGGAGGGCGUAGCAGCAGUGGCAGUGUCUUUGGGGGUGGCUAUGGAGGUGGCUUUGGUGGUGGCUAUGGAGGUGGCUUUGGUGGUGGCAGAGGAAUAGGAGGUGGCUUUGGAGGAGGGGCUGGUGGCUUUGGAGGAGGGGCUGGUGGCUUUGGUGGGGCUGGUGGCUUUGGCGGGGCUGGUGGCUUUGGCGGAGCUGGUGGCUUUGGAGGGCCUGGUGGCUUUGGUGGCCCUGGUGGCUUUGGUCCUGGCGGCUUUGGUGGUCCUGGUGGCUUCCCCGGGGGGAUCCAGGAGGUGACUGUCAACCAGAGCCUCCUGCAGCCCCUCAAUGUGGAGAUCGACCCCCAGAUCGGACAAGUGAAGACCCAGGAGCGUGAGCAGAUCAAGACCCUCAACAACAAGUUUGCCUCCUUCAUCGACAAGGUGCGCUUCCUGGAGCAGCAGAACAAGGUCCUGGAGACCAAGUGGAGCCUGCUCCAGCAGCAAGGCACAAAUUCCAUCACAGGCACCAACAACCUAGAGCCCCUUUUUGAGAACUACAUCAGCACCCAGCGGAGCUACCUGGACAGCAUCCUGGGGGAGAGGGGCCGCCUGGACUCGGAGCUGAGGAACAUGCAGGACCUGGUGGAAGACUUCAAGAGGAAGUAUGAGGAUGAAAUCAAUAAACGUACAGCUGCUGAGAAUGAUUUUGUGACCCUGAAGAAGGAUGUGGACGCCGCCUACAUGAACAAGGUGGAGCUUCAGGCCAAGGUGGACGCCUUAAUGGAUGAAAUCAACUUCCUGACAACCCUCUAUGAUAUGGAGCUGUCCCAGAUGCAGAGCCAUGUCAGUGACACGUCCGUGGUGCUGUCCAUGGACAACAACCGCAGCCUGGACCUGGACAGCAUCAUCGCCGAGGUCAAGGCCCAGUAUGAGGACAUCGCCCAGAGGAGCAAGGCGGAGGCUGAGGCAUUGUACCAGACCAAGUUGGGAGAGCUGCAGACCACGGCCGGCAGACACGGGGAUGACCUGAAGAACACCAAGAGUGAGAUCAUGGAGCUCAACAGGAUGAUCCAGAGGCUGCGGGCUGAGAUCGAGAAUGUUAAGAAGCAGAAUGCCAACCUGCAGACGGCCAUCGCCGAGGCUGAGCAGCGUGGGGAGCUGGCCCUCAAGGACGCCAAUGCCAAGCUCCAAGAGCUGCAGGCUGCCCUCCAGCAGGCCAAGGAUGACCUGGCCCGGCUGCUGAAGGAGUACCAGGAGCUCAUGAACGUCAAGCUGGCCCUGGACGUGGAGAUCGCCACCUACCGCAAGCUGCUGGAGGGCGAGGAGUGCAGGAUGUCUGGAGAGUGCCAGAGCGCCGUCAGCAUCUCCGUGCUCAGCAGUGGGACAUCGGCGGCAGGUGGCUUCGGCGGGACAUCGGCGGCAGGUGGCUUCGGCGGCGGCUUGGGCGGCAGCUGGGGCGCAGGAGGAGGUGCAGGUGGCGGCUGGGGCCGGGCGGGUGGCAUCAGCUCGGGCUCCGGGGUCCGCUGCGGGCUCAGUGGUGGAGGCUUCAGCUCGGGCAGCAGCCGGGGCGGCAGCAUCAAGUUGUCCCAGUCCUCGCAGCGCAGCUCCAGAUGAGUGCCGCACCCCCUGCCCGCAGCCGCCUCUCCCCUCCGCCCUCGGUGCCCCCCCAGCCUGCUCCCCUGCACCGACCCCUGCCCUGGGCUGCUCCAGGGGGGCUAGACGACCCAGGCCUCUGGCUCCUCCUGCAUCCGGACCCCUGGCCGAGCAGCAGCUCGGGCUCCCCUCUGUGCCCGAUUGUCCAGGUGUGGCCUCCGCCACCGCCCUCUCCUGCCCUUGGGGUCCCCUCCCUGGGGGGAAUGGUCACCAGCCCUGAUGUACAUAACACACGGACCCCUCUGCCAACCGUUCUGUCGCCAAUAAAGUGCAUUGUGUUUCAAUCCG